Erythranthe guttata (spotted monkey flower) is the source of this 1363-nucleotide messenger RNA. RefSeq names its product UDP-D-glucuronate 4-epimerase 1 (gene GAE1). The record is from RefSeq and is a predicted model, not a curated record. NCBI's taxonomy places the organism in Eukaryota, Viridiplantae, Streptophyta, Magnoliopsida, Lamiales, Phrymaceae.
AUUUUUUUUUAUUUGAUUAAUAAAAAAAAUAAAAUGCCUUCAAUGGCGGAGGAAGAAUUGUUCCUGCCAUCAACGCCGGGAAAAUUCAAGGACAAAUCGAAGACAAUGCACCGGCAAUUCCACCGGUGCUUCGCCUCCACGAGCACGAUGUUCCUGUGGGCGUUGUUCCUGGUGGCGCUCACGGCGGCGUACCUCAGCUUCCAGUCGUUCGUCGAUUCCGGCAGCAAGUACCUCUCCACCGCGUGGGGCGGGAUCCACUGGGAGAAGCAGGUCCGCGCCUCCGCCCAGAUCCACCGCCACAACGGCUUCUCCGUCCUCGUCACCGGCGCCGCCGGAUUCGUCGGCAGCCACGUGUCCCUCGCCCUUAAAAAGCGCGGCGACGGCGUCGUCGGCCUGGACAACUUCAACGACUACUACGAUCCUUCCCUGAAGAUGGCGCGUAAGAAGCUCCUCGAUUCGCAGAAUAUAUUCAUCGCGCAGGGUGACGUCAACGACGCGCGCAUGUUAGCAAAGCUCUUCGAGAUUGCGGAGUUCACGCACGUGAUGCACCUCGCGGCGCAGGCCGGCGUACGUUACGCGAUGGAGAAUCCCCACUCGUACGUGCACAGCAACAUAGCGGGUCUGGUCACCCUCCUCGAAGCGUGCAAAACCGCCGACCCGCAACCCGCUAUCGUAUGGGCCAGCUCCAGCUCGGUUUACGGGUUGAACGAGAAGGCCCCGUUUUCCGAGUCGGAUCGGACCGACCGACCCGCUUCGCUGUACGCCGCAACGAAAAAAGCCGGGGAGGAAAUAACCCACACUUACAAUCACAUCUACGGGCUCUCGAUAACCGGGCUGCGAUUCUUCACGGUUUACGGGCCGUGGGGAAGGCCCGACAUGGCGUACUUCUCCUUCACAAAGAACAUCUUGCAAGGGAAACCGAUCACUAUCUACCGGGGCAAGAAUCGGGUCGAGUUGGCCCGUGAUUUCACAUACAUCGACGACAUUGUAAAGGGUUGCGUGGCGUCACUGGACACAGCGAAGAGGAGCACCGGGUCGGGUGGGAAGAAACGGGGCCCGGCUCAGUUCCGGAUCUUCAACCUGGGCAACACCUCACCGGUGACGGUGCCGAUGAUGGUCGGGAUAUUGGAGAAGCAACUGAAAACGAAGGCGCAUAAGAAUGUUGUCGAAAUGCCAGGAAACGGUGACGUUCCGUUUACACAUGCGAAUAUAAGCUCGGCCCGAAUUGAAUUAGGGUACAAGCCCACAACCGAUUUACAAACCGGGUUGAAAAAGUUUGUUAGAUGGUAUUUAUCUUAUUACGGCGAUAAUCAUUAAUCACGGUGAAUCUGUAGAGUAAUUUAAUUUAAUUUUUUUUUUUUUC